This is a messenger RNA of Stegodyphus dumicola, 1553 nucleotides long. RefSeq names its product mitochondrial import inner membrane translocase subunit TIM44. The record is from RefSeq and is a predicted model, not a curated record. NCBI's taxonomy places the organism in Eukaryota, Metazoa, Arthropoda, Arachnida, Araneae, Eresidae. Gene Ontology annotation, molecular function: protein-folding chaperone binding. Gene Ontology annotation, biological process: protein import into mitochondrial matrix. Gene Ontology annotation, cellular component: mitochondrial inner membrane.
UUGGCAUCAACAUUCUUUUUGAAAAACAUGGCUGCGUUCAUGAGGUUGUCAUGCUUUACCGCAAAACUACGCUUAAACUGCAGUCUUCUAAGAGCUUACGCACAUUCAGAAGUCUUGAAAGCACAAAAAUGCCAUAUCUGUCAGGUCCGUUUUUAUUCGGCUCCACCCCAGAAGAAGAGUUUUUUCUCUCAGGUGGUCGAAAAUAUAAAAGAAGAUAUAAAUCGCAAUAAAGAAAUGAAGGAAAACUUAAAAAAGUUUAGGGAAGAAGCUCAGAAAUUUGAACAGUCUGAACCAUUACAGAAAGUUAGACAAAAAUAUAAAUUAAUCGAAAAAGAAACUUCUAGAAGUUCGGAGCAAAUAAUGGAGCAUCUAGAAUCAUUGAAAGGAAAAUUAAAAGAAAGCCUGGAAGAAGCUCAAAAAAGUGAAUUUGGAAAGAAAAGCCAAAAAUUAACAGAAGAAUUUGCUAAAUCUGCAAAAACUGCAGCUGAGGCAUUAGCGAAACAAGGUGAACAACUUGGAAAAAGUACUCCUUUAAGAGCUGUCGCAGAAGGUGUGAAGACCGUUAAAGAACAAAUUGAAGAAGCUCAAAUGGCAGGGCCAAGAGUUUACCAAACACCUGUUAAAUUGCACAAGCGAAGCGAAAGAUCCAAGAUGAGCACAGAACAGAGAGUUGUUGAACCUAAUAUGGAAGCUACAGGUAUUGAACUUCAUAAAGACUCUAAAUGGUUUCAAAGUUGGCAAAAUUUUAGGGAUAACAAUCAGUAUGUAAACAAAAUUUUUGAUUGGAAAAUGCGAUAUGAUGAAAGUGAUAAUCCAGUGGUCAGAGCAUCACGUCUCCUAACUGAUAAAGUAACAGAUCUGUUUGGAGGCCUCUUCCAAAAAACAGAGCUUUCUGAAGUUUUAACAGAGAUUUGUAAAAUGGAUCCUAAUUUUGACAAAGAAGCUUUUAUUAAGGAAUUCGAGACUGAGAUUAUUCCAAAUAUUUUAGAGUCAAUGAUACGGGGAGAAUUAGAAAUAUUGGAAGAUUGGUGCUAUGAAGGGCCAUAUAAUACUCUGGCUACUCCUAUCAAACAAGCAAAAGAAUUAGGAUACUAUUUUGAUUCAAAAAUUUUAGAUAUUAAUAACGUUGAUCUUGCAAUGGGAAAAAUGAUGGAGCAAGGACCUGUACUUGUUUUGACAUUUCAGUCUCAGCAGAUUUUAGUUGUGCGUGAUUCCAAAGGAAAUGUUGUGGAAGGUGACCCUGAUAAAGUUUUAAGGAUACACUAUGUAUGGGCUCUUUGUCGAGAUCAAAGUGAGUUAGACCCAAAAGCAGCUUGGAAACUAUUGGACUUAUCAGCAAGUAGCACAGAACAGUGGCUAUGAGAGUAGACAUUUUAGUGUUGUAUAUAUGAUAUGAAAUUUCUAGGCUGAAUCUUGUACAAAGAAGAUUUUAGUGUACUAAGUGUAUGUAAAUAUUUUCAUGAAUUGAGUUUAGACUGCUGUUUAUUGUGCAGCAUUUUAGACUUACUGGAUGAAUUAUUUAAAAUAAAAUCCAUAUUUUAUUUAUUUGCAAA